Molecule: messenger RNA, 969 nt
Organism: Entelurus aequoreus (snake pipefish)
Lineage: Eukaryota; Metazoa; Chordata; Actinopteri; Syngnathiformes; Syngnathidae
Product: lysophosphatidic acid receptor 6-like
Biological process (GO): G protein-coupled receptor signaling pathway; behavioral response to pain
Cellular component (GO): membrane
Molecular function (GO): G protein-coupled receptor activity
Source: RefSeq, a predicted model, not a curated record
AUGGAGGUGAGGAAUAUGACUGUACUGACAGUGCUUGUCAGUCAAAGCACAUCUCUGUCAAACUGCACUGUGGACACCAGCUACCGCUUCACCUUCUACCAAGUGACCAACAGCGUCAUCUUUCUGAUAGGUUUGGCUACUAACAGCCUGGCUCUGCGAAAACUGCAGAUUUGCUACACCAGCAACAGCACGGUCAUAUACCUGGUGAGCCUCUCUGUAGCUGACAUGUUUUUUGUUGUCUCAUUGCCGCUGAGAAUCCACUACCACUACCAAAAGGCCCAAGCACUGACCUUCAAGACAGGAGAUGGCUGGAGCCCUGGGGCGGCAUGCUGUCAACUUACUUUUAGCUUCAAAUACAUCAGCCUGUAUGGGAGCAUCUUCUUCCUUGUCUGCAUUAUGGACCGCUACUUAGCGGUAGUGCACCCUUUAGCAUCAGCCGGACAAAGGGUGCGUGUGGCGCAGCUCUUAAGUGGGGCGAUCUGGUGCUUGGUGGUUUGGCUCAGUGUGACUGUGCCUGCAGCAGCCCAUCAGGAUCAUUCAUGCCUGCUGGACCCUUCCUCACAGCGUCACCGCACAAUCAUACUAGACCUAGGUUUAGUGAUGGUUUCAUUCAUACUACCCACAGUCAUACUACUCUACAGCUACAGCCGGGUGCUCAGUGCGGUCCGCCAGUCAAGACAUCGUCGCCGGCACACUCUCAUCCUAAUUUACUGGGUGCUAGGUGUCUUCUUGCUCUGCUUUGUCCCCUAUCACAUCAACCUGCUGGGCUAUACGCUUACGCAUGUGGGGCUGAUGUACAGUUGCGGCCUAGCAAAGAUGACAAAACUUGUCCACCCAAUCGUUUUAUCUCUGGCCAGCUUCAACUGCUGCCUCAACCAGCUCAUCUACCACUUCUCCAGCAGCCUGGCGCACAAGGGAAGCUACUGGCAGCAAAGGCAGUGGGAGCCACUGAUUAAGGGAAUGUGCUAA